CACAAAGAGAGAGGUGGAGGAUGCUGCUUCUGCAACAACGGACGAAUUCCUUUUAUAAAUACCUGAAUUUCGAGGGAAAUCGCCAUUGAAAUCAUACCUUGAGCUCUCAACUUCAAUAUGGUGGGAGCUCUUUCUGGAUUACAAGAUCAUGUGAAAUUGGCGAGGGAAUAUGCGUUGGAAGGCCUAUAUGACACUUCUAUUAUAUUCUUUGAUGGCGCCAUUGCUCAAAUCAACAAGUAUCUGACCACACUUGAUGACCCAUUGAUUCGUUCAAAAUGGAUGAACUGCAAGAAAGGACUCUCUGAAGAAGUAGAUGUUGUAAAGCAGUUGGAUGCAGAAAGAAGAGCUUUUAAUGAAGUUCCUGGAACAAGGCGAUCUUCUUCACCACCAAUUCGAACUAAGUCUUUUCUAUUUCAACCGGUAGACGAGUGCCCACCUUUCUCAAGUGCUCCUAUAGAUGAUCCUGAUGUUUGGAGGCCACCUAAUCGAGAUCCUCAGCAACAAUAUGGUAGUAGGAGGUCUACACGUGCUGGCCAAAUGGCCUCUUCAAGGAAGUCUAAUCAAGAUGCAACGUGGGCCCGUGGGUCGUCUAGGACUGGAACAGUUGGUCGUGGAGCAAAGGCUAAUGCUACGGGCACUUCAGGGAAGGCCGGGGUUCGAGGUUCAGGACCUCCUGGGAAAAAAGGAGCUGGUGCUGGCAAGUCCAAGGCAGAUUCAGGGAAUGGUGAUUCAGAUGAAGGGAAAUCAAGAAGGGGACAAUACGAAGGACCUGAUGCUGAUUUGGCUGCAAUGCUUGAAAGAGAUGUUCUAGAGACCAGUCCUGGAGUAAGAUGGGAUGAUGUUGCUGGACUCAGUGAGGCCAAAAGGCUCUUGGAGGAAGCUGUUGUCCUUCCCUUGUGGAUGCCUGAGUAUUUUCAGGGUAUUCGUCGGCCUUGGAAAGGAGUCUUAAUGUUUGGCCCACCUGGUACUGGAAAGACUCUUUUGGCUAAAGCUGUGGCAACAGAGUGUGGAACAACAUUCUUUAAUGUUUCUUCUGCCACACUUGCUUCAAAAUGGCGUGGUGAGAGUGAACGUAUGGUUCGUUGCUUGUUUGAUCUGGCAAGAGCGUAUGCUCCAAGUACAAUUUUUAUUGACGAGAUUGAUUCCCUUUGCAAUGCUCGGGGGGCUUCUGGGGAGCAUGAAUCAUCGAGAAGGGUGAAAUCAGAACUUUUAGUACAGGUUGAUGGUGUUAAUAACAGCUCUACUGGCGAGGAUGGGGGAAGGAAAAUUGUCAUGGUAUUAGCAGCUACGAACUUUCCAUGGGAUAUUGACGAGGCACUUAGACGACGACUGGAAAAAAGAAUAUAUAUUCCACUUCCAAACUUUGAAAGCCGAAAAGAGCUUAUCCGUAUCAACUUGAAAACAGUCGAGGUUGCCCCUGAUGUGAACAUUGACAACGUUGCUCGUAGGACAGAGGGAUAUAGUGGAGACGACCUCACUAAUGUGUGUCGAGACGCCUCAUUAAAUGGAAUGAGGAGGAAGAUUGCAGGGAAGACUCGGGAUGAGAUCAAGAACAUGUCCAAGGAUGAGAUAUCAAAAGACCCGGUUGCAAUGUGUGACUUUGAAGAAGCCCUCACCAAGGUUCAGCGAAGCGUGUCUGCAGCUGAUAUAGAGCGCCAUGAGAAGUGGUUCUCGGAAUUUGGCUCUGCCUAGUGGGGCAGUCUCUUUAUGCACAGUGAGUGAGAGACAGUUGCAGCGGGUACACCUGUUUUUCUCCUUUAAGCUUUGUGCUGUCUUGAAAGCCACAAGUAUGCAUAGGAGAGAGAGAGGUGUCAUUAGGUGCCUGACCUUAGACCUCAUUAGAGCAUUGUGAAAGGGAGAGAGUUGCAUGGAGUAUUUCUUUAGUCCAUCUUUGGGCUUUGUGAUGUCUUGGAAGCUACAAAUGCUUUCCUCAACUGUUCUGUUGUAAUAUUUAUGGAAGGGUGCCAUUUUGGUGAGGCUGCAGAAUCGGACCAUGAAAAUUUGGUAUUGAAAUCAAGAGGGGAACCGGGCUUCUUCGUGCCCCAAUUUUAUUC
Amborella trichopoda is the source of this 2054-nucleotide messenger RNA. RefSeq names its product P-loop containing nucleoside triphosphate hydrolases superfamily protein (gene ERH3). Gene Ontology annotation, molecular function: ATP hydrolysis activity; microtubule binding; microtubule severing ATPase activity. The record is from RefSeq and is a predicted model, not a curated record. NCBI's taxonomy places the organism in Eukaryota, Viridiplantae, Streptophyta, Magnoliopsida, Amborellales, Amborellaceae. Gene Ontology annotation, cellular component: microtubule cytoskeleton. Gene Ontology annotation, biological process: microtubule severing.